AUGUCCGCACGAUUUUUGUUGGCACUCGUUUGCGUAGCUGAGCUGUCUUCGCUGAUCUCAGCGGGUGGCGGCGGCGGUGGUCACAAGAAAGUGAUAAUUCACGUCCCGGUGUUUGUGAAACACCAUCACCACAAGCACACAAUAGUCAAGCAUAUACAUCACAAGAGCGGCGGUGGAGGAGAUGACCACUACGAAGUUCUUGGAUACACGUAUGGGGAGCCCAAACCAGCGCCACACUUUGGCGGAGGUCACGGCUGGGGAGCAGCGGAGGAGAGUCACGGUCACGAAGACAGCCCCGUAAGCUUCGAGGGUGGCGAUCACGGUGGAUAUGCCCUCAGUGGAGACGAACAUGGAUACUGA
This is a messenger RNA of Vanessa atalanta (red admiral), 360 nucleotides long. RefSeq lists its product as uncharacterized. The transcript is spliced from 3 exons. NCBI's taxonomy places the organism in Eukaryota, Metazoa, Arthropoda, Insecta, Lepidoptera, Nymphalidae. The coding region runs from base 1 to 360 and encodes 119 amino acids. The record is from RefSeq and is a predicted model, not a curated record.